Molecule: messenger RNA, 570 nt
Organism: Symbiodinium sp. CCMP2592
Lineage: Eukaryota; Dinophyceae; Suessiales; Symbiodiniaceae
Source: the annotation of a GenBank genome assembly
AUGUCGCGGCCGGCCAUCGACAAGUAUGGCAAGCUCGGGGACCAGGCAUUUAGCCGGAUGGAGAAGGUCAACGCCGACCUCUUCCUGCUGACCUACGGGUCCCUGGUGACGCAGCUCCUCAAGGACAUGGAGGACGCAGAUGCUGUCAACGCGCAGUUGGACAAAAUGGGCUACAACAUCGGCUUGCGUCUCAUCGAUGAGUUCCUGGCCAAGAGUGGUGUCACUGCCUGUCAAGACUUCCGUGAGACAGCGGAGGUGGUCGCCAAGGUCGGCCUGCGGAUGUUUCUGGGAGUGGGUGCGGAGGUCGUCAUGUGGAACAAGGAGAUGACGGCCUGCUCCCUGGUCCUAGCAGAGAACCCCUUGGCCGAGUACGUGGAACUGCCGGCGAACUUGGUGAACAAGCUCUGGUACUCGAACUUGCUCUGUGGCGUCAUCCGCGGCUGUCUCGAGCAGCUGCAGCUGCGGGUGGAGUGCCGCUUCGAGAAGGAUGCGUUGCAAGGCGACGACCAAACCAUGAUCCGGAUGGAGCUGAAGGAGGUGCUCCACGAGGAGUACGACGAUGACGACUGA